Molecule: messenger RNA, 573 nt
Organism: Malus domestica (apple)
Lineage: Eukaryota; Viridiplantae; Streptophyta; Magnoliopsida; Rosales; Rosaceae
Product: transcription initiation factor IIB-2-like
Biological process (GO): DNA-templated transcription initiation; transcription preinitiation complex assembly
Cellular component (GO): nucleus; transcription preinitiation complex
Molecular function (GO): TBP-class protein binding
Source: RefSeq, a predicted model, not a curated record
AUGGAAACCGAUGAACAGUUCCGUUCAUAUUGCAAGAAAUACACACAAGUUGUGAUCGACCACCAGUCGGGUGACACAAUCUGCACUGACUGUGGUUUGAUUGUUGGAGCCUACUGCAUCGAUGUCACCGCCGAGUGGCGAAAGUUUGCGGAUAAGGAUCCCAAGGAGGACCGGACUCGUGUCGGUACUUCCUUGGAUCCUUUGCUGGAUAAUGGCCUUCUUACCACUUGUAUUUCCAAAGAAAAGAAGCAAAACAAGAACAAGGACAACACCGAUGGUGUUGUUCCUCCAUAUAACCGGUUGAAUAACGUUGCGACGUCGAACCCCCAAACGUCUCUCACAAAAGCUACAGAAUACCUCGAAGCCAUGGCUCACCACCUAGACAAGCAUGGCCUUCCCGAAGGCGUACUAUAUGAUGCCAAAGUGUUAUACAAGAAGGCCGUUGACAAGAAGAUCUGCAGGGGGAGAAAGUUUGGUGCUAUGAUGGCCGCUUGCCUGUUCCUUGCCUGCCAAGAAAACCAUAUUCGCGAACACCAAAGGAAAUCGCCGGGGCUGCCAACGGACCCUCAAUGA